Molecule: messenger RNA, 3751 nt
Organism: Pimephales promelas (fathead minnow)
Lineage: Eukaryota; Metazoa; Chordata; Actinopteri; Cypriniformes; Leuciscidae
Gene: ttl
Product: tubulin tyrosine ligase
Biological process (GO): protein modification process; microtubule cytoskeleton organization
Cellular component (GO): spindle microtubule
Molecular function (GO): tubulin-tyrosine ligase activity
Source: RefSeq, a predicted model, not a curated record
CGCAUCAUGAAUGUGUUGGGAUAAAAGGCUUCAACUGGGGAUUUAAACUGAUGUCUACUGUCUAGACGAAUACACAGGAAGCGAGGAAUUAAAUGCAUAGCUAUAUACAGUCGACCGCUAUUCUUUGACUCUGUACUUGUAGCGUUUUGCUGGAUUUUGUUUUUUAAAUAUUUUUUGUUUAUAGACAAUCAUGAAGCUAGCGUAGACUGUUAGCUGCGAUAAUUCAGAAGCCAAAUCCUACAAGAGUCACACCCUAAUAUACGGCCACGCGACUGCGGGUACAGAUGCCCGACCCGGGAGUUUGGGAGUAACGUCAUAGCUAGAUCAUUUCUAAUAACGAUAUUGUUUUUAUUUGUGCAAAUCAACUCAGAAGGGAGGUCAUGUAUGUCCGGUUUCAGUCUACUUUGUUGGGAGACAGAUAACGUUAGUCGGCUAGCUAGUGUGUGUGAUCGUCAGCAGAAGACAGGAAUAUGAGUUCACCAAUGUACACGUUUGUUCUGAGAGAUGACAACAGUACUGUUUAUGCUGAGGUCGCCAGGAUCCUCAGCUCUACUGGAAAAUGGAAACGACUGAAAAAGGACAAUCCUCGGUUUAAUUUAAUGCUGGGAGAGAGAAAUCGGCUGCCUUUUGGAAGACUGGGUCAUGAACCAGGACUGAUGCAGCUGGUGAAUUAUUUCAGAGGAGCCGAUAAACUCUGUCGCAAAGCAUCACUGGUCAAGAUUAUCAAGACCAGUCCAGAGUUAAAGGACUCCUGUAACUGGUUCCCUGAGUCUUACAUCAUAUACCCAACCAACCUCAACACCCCAGUGGCCCCGGCCACCAAUGGCAUCAGCCACAUGAAGAGCAACCCAAAGACAGAUGAGCGAGAGGUCUUUUUAGCUUCAUAUUACUCCAGAAAAGAAAGCGGAGAGGGAACGGUAUGGAUCGCCAAAUCAUCAGCAGGUGCAAAAGGUGCGGGUAUAUUGAUAUCUCAUGAUGCAAACCAGUUGCUUGAGUUCAUCGAUAAUCAAGGCCAAGUGCACGUCAUUCAGAAGUAUCUGGAAAAACCACUGCUGCUGGAGCCAGGACAUCGCAAAUUUGAUAUAAGGAGUUGGGUGCUUGUAGACCAUCAGUACAAUAUCUACUUGUACCGUGAGGGUGUGUUGAGGACAUCUUCUGAGCCCUAUAACAGCUCAGAUCUCCAGGAUAUGACCAGUCACCUGACAAAUCACUGCAUCCAGAAGGAGCAUUCGCAGAACUACGGCCGCUAUGAGGAGGGCAACGAGAUGUUCUUUGAUGAGUUCAGACAGUACCUGUUGACCACACACAAUCUUGCCAUGGAAACAUCUAUUUUACCUCAGAUCAAGCAUAUUAUCAGGAGCUGUCUCGCAUGCAUCGAGCCAGCCAUCAGCACAAAGCAUCUGUCCUACCAGAGCUUCCAGCUUUUUGGCUUUGACUUCAUGGUGGACGAGAGCUUCAAAGUCUGGCUAAUUGAGAUAAAUGGGGCGCCUGCUUGUGCACAGAAACUCUACACUGAGCUAUGUCAAGGCAUCGUGGAUGUGGCCAUCUCCACAGUGUUCUCUCUAAACGCAGAUGCUCUCUCAUCCUCACCUCCGUUCUCCACUUCUCCAUCUCUUUCCUCCAACUCCUGCUCCUCACCCAAGAUCAGGGCACCCCAUCAUUUCGGCCCAUUCAUCAAACUAUAAAUUGCUGUUGCAGGAUGCUGCUGUUGUCAUGCAAACCCCGUCCCUAUAGUCCUGCCCGAAAACAACAUCAACCAAUCUGAGAGGCUUAAGGGUCUACACCUGAUCUUGGGAUUGAACAUACAGGGAUUUCUAAAGGAUCUCUGUCUGAAGAGGACUGAAGGUACAUGGUGUCACCUCUGAAACUCUGUCAGUUUCCAUCCAUCAUUUCUAAAGCAAACGCAGAAGAGUCCACAGAAAUACAGAGAGCAUGAGUUUCCAAAGUAAAGACUGGAAGGUGAGGAGAAUCCUGCACAUGCCAGUGUAGCAUUACCUAGAAAAGAGUGAUUUGUUUCUAAAGCCAAGCAUGUACAUUAAUAAUCAAGACUUUGUUUGUAACACUUGUACGUCAUUUAAAGACUUGAAUUUGCGAACACACUUUUGAAGGAUGAGUGGCAACCAAAGAGAAGGGUUUAGAUCCUCUAUGGCUGCAUCUGAAAUCACAUACUUCCCUACUAUAUAGUAGGCAAAAAACAGUAUGUGAAAAAAGAAGUAUGUCCGAAUUCACAGUACUCAUAAAAGAGUAGACGAAAAGUACUUGGAUGACCUACUACUUUACGGCGAGGUUCUGAAGUGUGCAUACGAUGGACACUUUACUAUCCCAUGAGGCGACGUAACUGACGCUAGUAGGCCACAUAAUAAUGACAGCAACAACACAUUCAUACUACACAGAACAUACCUUUUCAGCGGCCCUUUGAGAAAUAAGUUACUUAUUCAAAAUAAGUACCUACCCAAGAGAGUAUGUGAUUUCGGACGCAGCCUAGGCCCCAGAUCUGUUGCGUCAACGAGACUCCUCAGGACUUUCCCAGGCACCUUGAUGUAACGGAGGAUGGAUUUGAGACUUUAGUGCCUUACAUAUUCACAUUCUCUCAACACCCACUUCCACAAGUUAAUAUGGCCUUUUGUACAUCUGUAUGUCCCAUCAACUGUAUUCUCUAUUAGACUCUUGUGUGCGUUUUGUGCUGUUAGCUUCAGUGUAAUACGUGGUUUUUAAACCACAAAAGACUCUUUUUCAGAUAUUUAUGAUUUGCAGUGUAGUGUACAUGGUUGUGAUGUUAAGACAGUAUUUGGUAGAAGUAGCAGAAGAUAAUCUGUUUGCAUACUUAUUGUCAUGUUACUGUUCUGUCUAGUGAGAGCAGAUUUAGUCUUCCCACUGAUUCUGUUAUUGUGACACGAUACAUUCAUUAUUACUUUGUGACAGGCAAUCAAGAACAUCUGGGAAUUGGGAAGCACUGCCUUCUGCUUGUUUUGUCAUGAGCAUUCACAACUCAUCACUUAGUAUUCAAUAGACAAAUGAUAAUAGUUAUUUGCAAUAGUUAUUUAGUUCAUUCCAUCCAAACUUUGUCAAGAGUUGCAUUUUCUGAAUGAGUAAACCUUCAGAGGACUGAGAUGUUGCAUGUCAAAGCAUGUUAAAAGCUAGGCUCUUUAUACAUACAUAGUAAACGUCUAAAUAUGACUUCCUGUAUGAUGUAUAUGAUUUGCUCAGCUGAAGAAAAAAUAAGGCUUUGGAAGAUUUUUAUCCAUCUAAUGCAAGUGAAUGAUGCUUCAUUUUGACUGUUCAAAAUCAUUUAGGCAGCUUCAAACGCCUCCACAAGCGUUAUAAAGUAUUUAAAAAAAUGAUUUUUCCUCAGAAAAUGACAUGAUUUGCUAGAGAAGACCCUGGGGUCGUGUGGAGGCCUUUGAAGCUGCCUAAAUAUGAUUUUUGGAUCAUAAAAAUGCUCUGUGUUGAGCACCAUUCACUUGCAUUUAGAUGAAGAAAAAUCCUGUCAUGUUUUCUUCCAAAACCUUAUAGGGAUAGUUCACUUUGAAAUGAAUUUUUAAUAGGUUUUAGCUUACCUCAAGGGCAUCCAAGAUGUAGGUGUCUUUGUUUCCACAGCAUUUUCAAUUUUGACAUUUUUUGGUCAAACACAACAGUUGUUGUCUGUCAGUCAUAAUGAUGCAGGUCAAAUGGGAGCCCACCUCAAAGAGCAUGCACAGAGAAGUCCAAAUUAAACAUGAUUUAAUGACUCGUGAAUGUAAGUAGACACUGA